AUGCGAAAACGCUAUCGCGCCUGUGAAGAAUGUCACCGUCUCAAAAUCAAAUGCGACGUGAGCACCUCCCCACAACCAGGCAUUUGCGAGCGGUGCCAUCGCAACGAUCUUGAGUGUGUACCGGCUGCACCACGCCUACAACGCGACCGCAUUAGUGAGCUCGAAUCCCAGGUCCAGGAACUCCAGAAUGCGUUGCAGAGACAGUCCCAUCAGAACAUCUCUACUCCCCCAAGCUGUUCGCCGGGUAGUCUGUCAACGCUAAGCCGUUCUCCCGCAAGCCUCCCUGAAAGCCACCACGACGCCAUCUUGUCAUUCCUGGAUGCGCGCAUCCCGCUCUACAAGCAGCAACAGCUACUCCACCACUAUGCACUCCAAGCUGAGGCCGCGUGGCCGGCAGUCCGUUUGACUACCAAUCUCGAGUUCUACCGAGCAAAAUCCCCGGUCCUGCUGGUGGCUGCGCUAGUUUUCUGCAUCACACAAGACGCCCAAGGCAUUGAUCUAGACCUACAUGAUGAGCUUGUUCGAGAAGCCAUGCGCGUACUCGGCGGCGAGGUAAUUGCCCGAGGGCAGCGGUCUCUUGAGCUCGUGCAAGCUCUGCUCCUGCCUGCUUUCUACACCAAGAGCACACGCAACGGCCAGCAAGGAAGUUGUUAUCAGAUCCUCCAACUAGCCACUGACAUGGCUAUUGACCUGGGAAUUGCCGGAGGUUCACUGCAGCCGACACCUCCAGCAUUCUUUUGCAGACUCCAGGACACGGCGUCACUCGAGGCACGCCGCACCUGGAUAGCCUGCUACAUUGCAACCUCUACUUCGUCCAUGAGCACCCGUCGACCCAGUCCCGUUCCUUGGGAUGCUUACUUGGAUGAAUGUGUCGGGUACCUAGAGAGCAACGGCGAUGCAUCCGACCUGCUGUUUUGUCAGAUUGCUCGUAUCACUCAGCUUGACCAGGAAAUCUCCAACCAUCUGUGUCUCUGCCAAAUAUCUACCUAUGUAGAUGGCAACGACUACAACGUCUACGCAGUCAUUGAUGCGCUCAAGCUUAAGCUCGACGCAUGGGCAGCUCAGAUCCCACCCAGUCUCGCACAUUCCAAGAUACUCAGAGUAUAUUGGCAUGUGUCCAUGAUACACUUGUAUGAGCUUGUGCUACACACUCCCACUAACAAGGCAUCUUUUGCAUCGCCGUUUAUCCCCGGACGCAUUCCAGUCAAGGACUUUCCAAAGCCUGCCAUGAUCAUCCCUCCGCUGCGGGAAGCCCUGCAAGCUCUUGUGCAAAACUGCCAUGGCGUAAUAAAAACAGCAGCUGAAAUGGACCCAGCUAUGGUUAUCGGUCUCCCUUCAUUUUGCUUUGCGCCAGCCGUUUUGCAUGCUCUUUUCGUGCUCGUUACUACCUUGGUCGCAGCCAACGACCCAGAGAACACAUAUGGCCAAUGUUUGCCAAAAGACUGUUUCCGCAUCGAAGAAUGCGGCCUUAGACUGCGGAACCUGGUGGCACCUAUGAAAGUUCUCGAUCCAACGCUGAGCUGCUACACAACCCGCAUGAUUGAUGCGACGGGGUGGCUGGAGGAAUGGUAUAAUGACUACAAGGCCAUUCUGCGUAGAUAUCAGGCAAGCGUUGCCAUUUCGUAA
Bipolaris oryzae ATCC 44560 is the source of this 1626-nucleotide messenger RNA. RefSeq lists its product as uncharacterized. Gene Ontology annotation, biological process: regulation of DNA-templated transcription; DNA-templated transcription. NCBI's taxonomy places the organism in Eukaryota, Fungi, Ascomycota, Dothideomycetes, Pleosporales, Pleosporaceae. Gene Ontology annotation, cellular component: nucleus. Gene Ontology annotation, molecular function: zinc ion binding; transcription cis-regulatory region binding; DNA-binding transcription factor activity, RNA polymerase II-specific. Bases 1 to 1626 code for a protein of 541 amino acids. The transcript has a single exon. The record is from RefSeq and is a predicted model, not a curated record.